AGUGCGUAAUAUAAUAUAAUUAUGCAUGUUUUGUAUUUUCUCUGUGCAUUUCAAUACUUUUUAUGCAAUAUCAAUUAAAGAUAUUGUUCAGAAUAAAUAUUUAGAAAAAGAUAUAUUUAAUAUGCGCAGAUUGUAUUUGAAAAAACUUGUGAAUACAAAUAAGGUAAUAUUUAUAGAGCUUAUCUGAUAAAUCUUAUUCCGUACAAAUGUAUUUGUGAUAUUAGUUGACUAGAUAUGCGCUACGAAAAAAUAUUACAUAAAUUAGCGCGGUAUAGUAAUCAAACUUUUUCUCAAUCUAACCUAUUAAGCAUUGCAAAAUUUACACGUAGAAAGAUGUCAACAGAUCCAAAAGCUUUGGAAAAAUCUAAAUUUGCAUUAAAAGAUAUGUAUUUUGCUGGUGUUAAUGCAGUUUCACCUAAAACUCUUAUGCUAAAUAAAGUCAAAUUUAAAGAUGGAAUAUUAUACAUCGGAGACCAAAGUUUUGAACUUAAAGAAAAUGUUUAUUUAGUUGGUUUUGGCAAAGCUGUCAUGGGUAUGGCAGUAGUUCUUGAACAUAUGCUUGGCAGUUAUUUGAAGAGAGGUGUAGUUAGCGUUCCCUCUGCAUCGACAGACUCGAUGUGGAAAUCUGAAGACAAAUCAUAUUUUCCUUUAAUAGGAAGUGGCGUAGUAAAAUAUUACGAAGGUUCUGAACAUAAUCAGCCAGAUGAUAGAUCUCUAGAAACAACACAUGAGAUUAUAGACUUAGUCGAAUCUCUUACAGAAAAUGAUACUUUAAUUGUAUUGAUAUCCGGUGGUGGUUCUGCAUUGCUUUAUAUGCCGAGGCCAAUAAUUGAAUGUGAAGAUAAAUUAUAUGUUUGUAAAAUGCUUCAAGCAGCUGGAGCUGAUAUAAAGGAGCUUAAUAUAGUGAGAAGUAAAUUAUCUAUGGUGAAAGGUGGUGGUUUAGCUCGAAUGGCCUAUCCAGCUACAAUUAUCAGUUUAAUAUUAUCUGAUAUUGUAGAUGAUCCUAUAGAGUUAAUUGCUAGUGGUCCAACGGUAUACAAUAGUAAAAGUCCAAAAGAAGUAAUAGCUAUAUUGAAAAAAUAUAAUUUAUUUGAACGUGUAGAUGGUGAUGUGAAAAAACUUUUAACAUCUAAAGAAAAAUUUAAAGAUAAGAAAUUGCUAACUCGAAAGAAAAAACAAUUCAAGCAUGUAACUAAUAUUAUUUUGGGAAAUAAUACAGUGGCGAUUGAAGCAGCUUCAUUGCAAGCAUAUCAUCACAAGUUAACUCCAAUAAUAUUAAGGCCUGAUGUUGUAGGUAAUGUACAUGAUGUCAGUUUAGCAUAUGUUCAUAUAACAAGUUUGAUAUGUCUUGCAUUGGAUAAAGCUUUAGAAAAAGAAGAAUUUUUUGAAAAAGUAAAAGAUAUUCCUGUACUUUCUUUAUCUGCUGCUAAAGUGGAUGAAAUUUAUAACUUAAUUGAUAAUGUGAGUGAAGAAGGAAUAGUAUUGAUUGGAGGUGGUGAACCAACAGUAGUAGUUAGAGGAAAAGGGAAAGGUGGUAGAAAUCAAGAAUUAGCGCUACAUUUUUCAUUAGACUGGUUGGCAAAAAUUAAAGGUUACCCUCGUUUUUCGGAAUAUGAAAUAAUAAUGUUGAGCGCAGGAACAGAUGGACAAGAUGGUCCAACUGAUGCAGCAGGUGCAUUUGGCUAUCCUGCUAUUGGCCCACUGAUACAUGAUUUAUAUGCAAAAGUAAAGUCUAUAGCAUCAAAAGUAAUAAUUAAAGAGGAGGAAAAGAAAGAAGCUCUUAGAAAAAAACUGGAAGAGCAAGAACAACUUAACAUACAGCAGCAACGUAAAGAUCUAUGCAAAACGCAACAAUUAAGUGGGUUUAUAACAAAUAAAAAGAAAGAAAUAAUAAAAACAAUGGAAAAAGAAGUUAGGCCUAAUAAAGAAAUAGAUGAAAAUGAUGAGGAUAAUGUAGUUCCGUUUAUACUUCGAACAAUGGAAGUAGAACGCAUGUUGCCUGAAAAUACUUUAAAUGAGAAUGAUUCAUACAAUUUAUAUUCUCGAUUUAAGAGAGGUACAGAUUUAUUUAAAACUGGUUUUACUGGUACGAAUGUUAUGGACUUACACUUCAUUUACAUAAAAAAACGUAAAUGCGACUGUAAAAUAGAUUUUGGAAAAGAAUUUUUCCAAAAUACUUUAGAUGUACAUGACUUACAUAUUGAUACCUCAACUAUAGAAAGAUAUAAAAAUUUGUAUAAACGAGAACCUUUUCACUGGGAUAAAUUUUUGUCUAGACCAUCGGCUGUGGCCGACGAAAAGAUUGAACAACUUAAUAUAAAAAUUAUUGAUGCUAAUUUGACUGAUCCAUGUUGUCGCAAAGACAGAAAGUUCCCGCUUAAAAAUCUUUUGGAGGAUAAAGAUUUACCACUGUAACAUAUUUUGUAAAACAGGGAAAUUUUCUACACUAUAUUAAAAAUCCUAUAAAUUUAAA
This is a messenger RNA of Bombus pyrosoma, 2473 nucleotides long. RefSeq names its product glycerate kinase-like. The record is from RefSeq and is a predicted model, not a curated record. Bases 235 to 2415 code for a protein of 726 amino acids. The transcript is spliced from 2 exons. Gene Ontology annotation, molecular function: glycerate kinase activity. NCBI's taxonomy places the organism in Eukaryota, Metazoa, Arthropoda, Insecta, Hymenoptera, Apidae. Gene Ontology annotation, cellular component: cytoplasm. Gene Ontology annotation, biological process: protein phosphorylation.